AUGUUAGCGCUGGACUACGUGCUGCAGCUGCCUGGCUUGUACAGAGGUCAGGACUAGAGGACUUGGGUGUGGACCAGAGGAUUGGUUUGCUGUUGUUGACACAGUGAGUACAGUCUGAUGACAGACAUACUGUAUGAGGCUGGGCUCAAACGGUAUGAACAGGACUUCUUAGCAAGUUAAUCUCUAUCUCAGAGAUAUAUCUGGAUUAUUGAUGUGGAGUGCUGUGAUGGGAGUAUUAUUGACAUUAAUUCAUUGUUUUAUGAGACCAAACAUAACCAUUUAUUUACUGUGUUGGAAAGAAAUGAUUCUUAAUACAAGUGGAUCAUUUAUAGUAUAAGUAACAUUAACUUUGACCUUAAUCGAUGGAUUGAAAUUAAUUACUUGCAAUAAUGUUUUUGCUGUGUUGUGCAUGUUAAAUGGAUGUUGUGUUAGUAGAUAUUCUACUCUAUAUUAUAAGGAAGAUCACAUUGUAUUCUAGGGAUAUAAAAAUGAUAUUUCUCCCCACAUAUUUUCCAGCGUUGUCUGUGUCCUUUGGGUCUGAGAUGAGAGAGCUAGUGUCCACUCUGUUCCUCUUGGGGGCGCUGUAUCUCAAUGUGAGAGUCCAGACCUCCUUCCUGAAGGAAGGAGCAGGUACAGCAUUCAUCAUCAUCAUCAUGCCUAUGAGAGUUUCUGAACUAUGGGGCCUUUACAAUACACUCUGUAAAACAGUACUAAAAUCCCUGUAUAUGUUUACAAAAAAGUACAAAUCAACACAUUUGUUAAAAUGAAAAAAGCAGCUACUUUGCAUCACCUCAACACCAGUUACAGUAGGCUACAUUAAUGUCUCAACCCUCCUCUCUCUCUCUGUCUCUUCUCUCUCUGCUGUGGUCAGUGGUGUGGGAGGGUGCGCUGCCGUGCGGCCGCUGGGACUGUGAAUGUGUGUUUAAGUGCCAGUGUAUUCUAGGGAUGCUGCUGUGCUGCUCCGUGAGCUGGAGAAGCAGGUGUUCACCAGGAUUAUUGGUCUGUGGCACGGCCUGUGCCAGCUGGACGACAGUGUCGAGGAUGUCACAGGCACCAACAGUAUAGAAACAUUAUAUCUGGUACACAGACCAGGGUGGGAAGGGGUGACAUUCUCAUUCUAUGGAUGACCUCACUGCUAACAGAGGCCAGGCCAGCUAAUAAUAUAUGCCUCAAUACACAUGACCUUGUCUCUAUCUGACUGUCUGUCUCUCUCUCGCUCCCUUUAUCUCGCUCUCCCUCUCUCUCCUCCCCCGCUCUCUCUUUCCUUCCCCGAUCGCUCUCUCCUCGCCCUCCUCCGAUCUCUCCCCAAGGGGAACGCAGGUGGCAUUCACAGCCACCAUGAGUCCCACAAGCCACUGCUUUGACCCCUUCACCAGUAACGUGCCCAUUUCCUACACCGAGAUCUCCUUCAACUAUGGCAACGGCUACAACCCUGCCCUGGGUACGCAUACACAGUAAAUGAAACACAAUACACAACAUACAUACACAAUACACUCAAUAAAGAUCCUACCUUGGACAGCCAUCCAUCCAUUUUAACACCUCCAUCCCUCUGCUUCCUCUCCCUCCACGUGGGUUCACACCCCCCUUCUCGGCCUACUCCAACGUGGGCAAGGUGGGCCAAAGGCUGUACCACAAGCUGCAGCUGAUGAGGAACGGGGAGGUGGUGGUGUCCACAUGGGAGGGCAACUAAGAGGACUCGGAGGAUAGCGGCUCCCAGUCCUGGUCCCGCUGGACAGAGGCAGCCAGGUGUAUGUGGAGCUGCUCUCUGGAAGACAGCUGUGUGGAGACCUCAGCGGACAGAACAAGUUCUCUGGAUACCUGCUCUACCCCACAGAGGCCUGA
Messenger RNA from Coregonus sp. 'balchen', 1842 nucleotides. The record is from the annotation of a GenBank genome assembly. Lineage: Eukaryota; Metazoa; Chordata; Actinopteri; Salmoniformes; Salmonidae.